CUCCUUCCGAUCCUAUUGGUUCCUGCAAUCGCAUUUCAGAACAUAAAUAGUAUCCGCCCCAUGUUUUCUCAUCAAGGAGCAAGCCAUUUCCAAUGUCAUGGUUGCUUAAACCAGCCUUGACACUUCUCAAGCUUAUAUAUAUACAGCCAGGUGUUGCAAUCUAGCAAAUUAAAACCUGUGCAUUUGUAGGGAUUGCACAUGCAUCUAGGUAGCAGUGUGAGCAUAAAGGUGUGAGGCUCAUACUCACAGGUAGCUGCCAUGGUUGCAUUCAAGUUGAGGCUGAGACAUUUCUGUUUCGCAGCUGUGCUUUCAUCCAUUGCCGUCUCUUGUUGCAGAGGGCAAGGAGGAGGAGGUGGUGCUGGGGGAGCAGCAGGUGGUGCAGGGGGCGCUGCAGGUGGUGCGGUGGUACCCGGAACCCAGGAUGCCAUCCAGAUUGUGGCACAGGCUGCUCUCUGCUUUGACAAUAGACAGGUGAUGAACGGGUGUCUCCAAGCAAUGGGCAUCAACGUCAAUGGCAACGGCGGCGGCGGCGGCGGCAAUGCCAACGGCAGCGGCGGAAACAGCAACGGCAACGGUGGCAGUGGCAAUGGCAACGGUGGCAGCGGCAAUGGCAACAACAACGGCGGCGGUAGCAACGGCAAUGGCAACAACGGUGGUGGUGGAAACAGCAACGGCAAUGGCAACGGCGGGGCAACGGCGAGCAUGUGCCAAGGGCCGUGCUUCGGGCAGAUGAUGCUGAUGAUGAACUGCGUGAACGGCAUCCUGGGCAACAUCCAGGGCUACAGCCCCGGGCUCAUGCAGGGCGUCCAGGCCGUCUUCCAGAUGUCCUGCGGCAAUGUCGGCAACGGCCAGCAGGGCGGCGGUGGGGCUGGUGGUGCUGGUGGCGGAGGCGCCGGUGGAGGUGCCGGCGGUGCUGGUGGAGCUGGUGGUGGAGGUGCCGCUGGUGUCGGAGGUGCCGGCGGUACUGGUGGAGCUGGUGCCGGUGGCACCGCUGGUGGCGGAGGUGCCAUUGGUGCUGGAGGUGUUGCUGGCGGCGCCGGCAGUGGCGGAGGUGGUGCUGGCGGUGGCGGCAGUACGACCAGCAAUGCUGUUACUGCUGGUGGUACUACGAGUCCAAACGGAGGCUCACACGUGGCGGUAAGCAACCUAGGCGAGCCAACCAGCAGCGCGGGCGGGCCCACGGCCAGCCUCACCAGCGGGUUUCCCUCGGCGCUAGUGACGUGGACGUGUAUCUGGCUACUACGGCUGUUCUAGCUUCGAUGAAAUUGAUGAUUAGUGACGACGAGAACGUUGCAAGAAGCUGUGAUUCGUUUCUUUACUUCUUAGGUAGUAGCACAGUAGAACAAAUUUACCUUCUGUGAGGAUUUUAUGUAAAGCCAGCAUGUGCCUUCUCCAUUUAAAUUUAUAAACAAGGAAUUCAGCAAAGGUUUGUUCAACUUUCAAACA
Messenger RNA from Panicum hallii, 1446 nucleotides. Its product is annotated as glycine-rich cell wall structural protein 1.0-like. Lineage: Eukaryota; Viridiplantae; Streptophyta; Magnoliopsida; Poales; Poaceae. The transcript is spliced from 4 exons. The coding region runs from base 259 to 1254 and encodes 331 amino acids. The record is from RefSeq and is a predicted model, not a curated record.